Messenger RNA from Saccharomyces eubayanus, 762 nucleotides. RefSeq names its product putative protein-lysine N-methyltransferase (gene EFM6). The record is from RefSeq and is a predicted model, not a curated record. The transcript has a single exon. The coding region runs from base 1 to 762 and encodes 253 amino acids. Lineage: Eukaryota; Fungi; Ascomycota; Saccharomycetes; Saccharomycetales; Saccharomycetaceae.
AUGGAUGGUAUAUUUGGAGGAUUCGAGGAUUUAGUUGUUCCUAGGCUUGAAGAGCAUCUCGGUCAAACCGAUCUCUCGUUCGGUGGAAAAUUAUUACCAGCAUUAAAGAUUUGCGAAGAUGGUGGUGAGAGCGGUUGCGGUGGUAAAGUCUGGAUUGCUGGUGAACUGUUAUGCGAGUACGUUCUCGAGAAAUCAAAUGACCAUUUAUUGAGUAAGACGAUACAUGGAAAGAGGCCGUUCAAGAAAGUUUUAGAACUGGGUAGCGGUACUGGUCUAGUUGGAUUAUGCGUGGGAUUGCUGGAAAAGAACAAGUUUCAUGAUAAUACCAAGGUGUAUGUCACGGAUAUUGACAAAUUGGUACCUUUAAUGGAACGAAAUAUACAGCUGGAUAAAGUCCAGUAUGAGGUUCUCGCAAGAGAACUCUGGUGGGGAGAGCCGCUAUCAGCGGAUUUUUCACCUCAGGAAGGUGAUUUGCAAACCAAUAACGUUGAUCUGGUUCUGGCUGCCGAUUGUGUGUACCUAGAAAAGGCUUUUCCGUUACUAGAGAGAACGCUGCUUGACCUCACUAACUGUAUAUCCCCACCCGUAAUCUUAAUGGCUUACAAGAAAAGAAGAAAAGCUGACAAACAGUUCUUCAACAAGAUUAAAAAGAAUUUUGACGUUCUUGAAAUUACAGAUUUUAUCAAGUUUAACUAUUAUCUUAAGCAGAAAACCCACUUGUUCCAACUCGUUAGAAAAUGCUCUCCACGCAGCGGGGCAUGA